AACAGAACAAUGUUAGACUUAUAACGGUAAAGGUGUGCGCGGACGAAACAAAGAACAGAAAAAAAUCAAAGAAAACGAAGAACUAAAACUAAGCAGAAAAAAAAACAAAUACAAGCGCGGGCGGCUGAAACAAAGAACAGAAAAAGAAAACACUAGAAACAAAAAAAAGUUUAAUUAACUCGAAACGUGCGUGUCGAAUUGCUGUCAGUUGUGGUUAAAUAUCUUUUUUGUUUUGUUUUUUGUUUUGAUUCUUAAAAAUAAACACAAACCUACAAAAUGGCUUUCAUGAUGCCAGUGAUGAAGAAUAACUAUGAUAUAUACAAGGAUACGCGAUCCCGCAAGACCUCAGAGUGCUCAAAUGCCAGCAGUAAUAACGGUACAACAACAUUGGCCAGUGCCAUGGGAACACCAGGUGCCGGCCAUCAACGCCGCCGCAAAGUCUCCGAAUGCAAAUCUGAAAGUUUUGCCACCUCACCGUCCCACGGUCAAUUUGGUGGCGUUGGCGGUGGCAGCGCCAGUGCCGGCGCUGGCGCUGGUGUUGGCCAUCGCAUGCAAAUGCAGCGUUGCCAUAGUUCCCGUGCCUUUCCGCGCAAUGCAUCGCGCAGUUCGCAUGGUUCAAUGAUGUUAACGGUGUCAUCACCCACACGCUCCAGUCCGCCGAGUCGUACACAAACCGCCUCGGCUCUGGAGCGUCAGGCGGCAAUGCAGCGUCAGCAACAGCAGCAGCAACAACAACAACAACAAGAGACGAGUGCCGCUGCAACAACAACAACGACGGCGGCAACAAAUGAUUAUACCAAAUUUCAUUUACGUUUGGUUGACAAAUUGCGUAAAUCAUUUCGCAAGGAUAGCGGUAAACGGUCAUGA
Drosophila willistoni is the source of this 867-nucleotide messenger RNA. RefSeq names its product rho GTPase-activating protein 17. Lineage: Eukaryota; Metazoa; Arthropoda; Insecta; Diptera; Drosophilidae. The record is from RefSeq and is a predicted model, not a curated record. The coding region runs from base 277 to 867 and encodes 196 amino acids. The transcript has a single exon.